Cryptomeria japonica (Japanese cedar) is the source of this 2444-nucleotide messenger RNA. Its product is annotated as LRR receptor-like serine/threonine-protein kinase FLS2. The record is from RefSeq and is a predicted model, not a curated record. The coding region runs from base 30 to 2279 and encodes 749 amino acids. NCBI's taxonomy places the organism in Eukaryota, Viridiplantae, Streptophyta, Pinopsida, Cupressales, Cupressaceae. Gene Ontology annotation, molecular function: protein binding. The transcript has a single exon.
AUGGGUUAUACAGCUCUAGUUUAAGGUGGAUGGAGAAGUUGCAGGAGUUAAAAUAUUUGUAUCUUAGACACGUGUUGUUGAAUAUGACAAGUCAAGAAUUGGAUGCAGUCCUUUCUCAUUUGCAUCUCCUCCAACACCUUGACCUUUCAUACUGCUCUCUAACCAUAAUCCCCAAUGCUAUCCAAAACCUCACCUCCCUCUCCUAUAUUUUUUUAGAUGGCAAUGAGUUUAGUUCCAUAGUGCCUUUAUGCUUGGGGAAUAUGCCUCAUUUGCAAGAGCUUGGAUUGUCUUACAAUACAAAAUUAAGUGGAGAUAUAGGUCAAAUAUUCUGUGGCAAAUGGCCAAAAUUGACCAUGCUUUUUCUAUCAAAUAUGAAUAUAACAUCAUGGAGCAUACCAUUGUCUAUUGGUCAACUUUCAUUUUUGACUUAUCUUGAUCUCUCCUACAAUAAACUGAGUGGCAGUAUACCUUUGUCUAUCGGUCAACUUUCAUCACUAGUUGAGCUUGAUCUCUCCCAUAAUGAACUAAGUGGCAAUAUACCUUUGUUUAUUGGUCAACUUUCAUCUUUGGAAUAUCUUGAUCUCUCUUCCAACAACCCACAAGGCCACUUUUCUCUUGAUGCUUUCAAAAGUCCUAGUAAACUUAAUGACCUUGUCUUGUCUCAUAAUAAACUAAGUGUCCAAAUUGAUCCAAAAUGGAUACCUCCAUUUUCCUUAUCUAGUUUGGGUUUGGCUUCUUGUAAUAUUGUAGGCAUCCUACCUCCAUUCUUAUCAACACAAUAUGAAUUACAAGAUUUGGAUCUCUCACAAAAUAAUCUCUAUGGAAACAUUCCAUCUUGGCUAGGAGGUUUACCCUAUCUACAGUACUUGAAUCUAUCCUACAAUAACUUGCAAGGUCGAAUUCCAUUCACCUUGAACAUGAGCUCAUUUUAUAAUGUAGAUUUACAUAAUAAUAUGUUGAGUGGUUUGCUUCCAAUUCCUUCAAUAGUUUCCCCAAAUUUGCAGCUAUUGGAUUUGUCACAAAAUGGAUUCACAGGUGUUAUCCCAAUACCAAUUGGUACACUUCUACUUGGCAUUCAAUUCUUGUCACUUUCAGCAAAUUAUCUAAGUGGUGGAAUUCCUUCUUCCAUUGGUCUUCUGCAAGGAUUAUAUGUUUUGGAUCUCUCAAAGAAUAAAUUAUGUGGUAAAAUACCAUCAAGCCUAACUAAUUGCUCCUCUUUGACAAGAUUGAACUUGGGAAAGAAUUAUUUGAUAGGACACAUUCCAACUCAAAUUGGAAUGAUAAGUUCUCUCCAGACUCUUCAACUAAAUGGCAACAUGUUGAAGGGAAACUUUCCAUCAAGUCUUCAAAACUGUUCUGGCUUGCAAAUUUUAGAUGCAGGUGAAAAUUUAUUGGUGGGCAAUAUACCACUUUGGCUAGCACAAUUCUCUAACUUGAUGAUACUUGUUUUGAGGUCAAAUGAUCUUCAUGGGAACAUUCCAAAUCAAUUAAGCAAUCUUUCCAACCUCCAUGUGUUGGAUAUUUCAGGUAAUAAUUUGACUGGAGCCAUCCCACCAAAGUUGGGAAAGUUGAAAGCUAUAAUGGAUGCAGAAGUAAAAAUCUCAAAUAGUAGUCAUCAUAAUUCAGGUUACUACUACAAAGAAGGGGUCCAAGUGAGAAACAAAGGAUUGGAUCAAGUGUAUGUCAAUUCCAUUUUGUUACUUAUUACUUGCAUUGAUCUAUCUAGGAAUCAGCUAUCAAAUGGCAUUCCUUCAACAAUUGGAAGUCUUAAAGGUCUACACACAUUGAACUUGUCAGGAAAUAGCCUCACUGGAAAAAUUCCAAUUACUUUUGGAAUGUUAGAGCAAUUAGAGUCAUUGGACCUUUCAAAUAAUGAAUUAAAAGGUGAGAUUCCAAGUCAGCUAUUAAACCUCUCAUUUAUGAGUUCUUUCAUUGUAUCUAAUAACACACUUUGUGGAAGAAUCCCAACAGGGGGUCAAUUUGCAACAUUUAUUGAUCCUGCAUAUUUCUCUGGGAACCCUAGCCUUUGUGGAUUUCCACUUGAUAAUGAAACUUGUAAAUGUGGAACAACUAAUCAUAUCAAACCUACUCAAGAAGAUGUGGAUGAGAGAGGAGAAAUCCCAUGGCAUUGGUAUGUUGAGUGGAUGACAAGCUUUGCUGCUGGAUUUUGGGGAGUAUUUGGAAUCUUGAUUUUCAAAAAGUGUUGGAGAAGAAGAUUCAUUCAAGUCUUAGAUGAAGUUGCAAUUAUUUUUUUAGAUAGAAUAAGAGAUAUUAGGUAGGUCAAUAUAGUUUGACAAAUGUAAUUUUGAUGUGGAAAGAUGUAUUUCUCAGUUGACACAUGUACCAAGGAAGAUACUAGUUAAUAAAAUAUUUGUAAUUAACUAAUCAGCACAAAAAUCCACCAAUAGAAAAAUUCAAGUAUUUUCUAUUAUAUACAAAAUUCA